AAAAACCCAAAGCCCUUCAGGUUCUAGGGUUAUUUAUCAACUAUAUUACACGAAUAUCCAACAUUUUUUUAAGAAAUCGAUAGGACGACGAAACUGAAUCCUCUCAUUGCUUCCCUUCCGCCCUCGUCUCACUCGAAUCACGCGGGAAGCAAUGGCCGUAUCGGAAUCGGCUACUGAGGCCGCCGCGAACGGCCGUCUUAUUAAGCCAGAUCCGCAGAGCAAUGGCGGAUCCGUCGCCAAUAAUAAGAAAGCACGCGAGAGCGACCGACGCCGCCGUCGCCGGAAGCAGAAGAAGAACAAGGGCAACAAGCACUCAUCCCUCGCUGACGAUGGCGAAGAGAGCGAUGAUGGGGGAAUCGGCGGCGAUGAAGAUAAGGAGAACGCCGAUCCUCGCCAGGAGAUCGAUGUUUCGGUGGAGGUGGAGUAUGUUCCGGAGAAGGCAGAUUUGGAUGAUACUUUGCUUGAAGAGUUUAAGAGCGUGUUUGAGAAGUUCAGCUUUAAGGAUUCUGCUGCUGGCGAGGACGAUGAGAAGAAGGAUGAGCUAGCUGCUAAUGCAGAGGCUAAGAAAGAGGACUCUGAUUCGGAUGAUGAGCCAGAUACUCAACAGAAGGAGAAAGGGCUCUCUAAUAAGAAGAAAAAGCUUCAAAGGAGGAUGAAAAUUGCCGAGUUGAAACAGAUAUGUACAAGGCCUGAUGUGGUUGAGGUCUGGGAUGCAACAGCAGCCGAUCCAAAGUUACUUGUAUUUCUGAAAUCAUAUCGAAACACUGUACCUGUACCACGACAUUGGUGUCAAAAACGAAAAUUUUUACAGGGCAAGCGUGGUAUUGAGAAACAACCAUUUCAACUUCCUGACUUCAUUGCUGCUACUGGAAUAGAAAAGAUAAGACAGGCAUACAUUGAAAAAGAGGACAGCAAGAAAUUGAAACAAAAGCAACGUGAACGCAUGCAACCAAAGAUGGGAAAGAUGGACAUUGAUUAUCAGGUUCUGCAUGACGCCUUCUUCAAAUACCAAACUAAACCAAAACUGACAACACAUGGUGAUCUCUAUCAUGAAGGAAAAGAAUUUGAGGUUAAACUAAGGGAAAUGAAACCAGGAAUGCUGUCUCAUGAACUAAAGGAAGCUCUUGGUAUGCCUGAGGGUGCUCCGCCACCUUGGCUUAUUAAUAUGCAGAGAUAUGGUCCUCCACCAUCAUAUCCCCAACUGAAAAUACCGGGAUUAAAUGCCCCCAUUCCUCUUGGAGCCAGUUUCGGUUAUCAUCCUGGAGGUUGGGGUAAACCUCCUGUUGAUGAAUUUGGGCGUCCAUUAUAUGGAGAUGUUUUUGGGGUUCAACAACAAGAUCAACCUAAUUAUGAUGAAGAACCUGUUGAUCGUUCAAAACACUGGGGAGAUUUGGAAGAGGAGGAGGAAGAAGAAGAGGAAGAGGAAGAAGAAAUUGAAGAGGAGGAGAUGGAAGAUGGCAUUCAAUCAGUUGAUAGCCUUUCAAGCACUCCUACUGGUGUGGAAACACCUGAUGUAAUUGACCUCCGCAAGCAACAAAGGAAAGAACCAGAAAAGGAAAAACCUUUGUACCAAGUUUUGGAAGAGAAAGAAGAAAGAAUUGCCCCUGGAACUUUGCUUGGAACAAGUCACACAUAUGUACUUGGAACUCAAGAGAAAGCAGGCGCUAAAAGAGUUGAUCUUCUUCGUGGCCAGAAAUCAGACAAAGUAGAUGUUACCAUACAACCAGAGGAGCUGGAAGUCAUGGAUGACGUUUUGGCUGCCAAGUACGAGGAAGCCCGCGAAGAAGAGAAACUAAGGAACCAGAAGGAAGACUUCAGCGACAUGGUUGCGGAGGCUGAGAAAAAGAGGAAGCGAAAAAUGCAGGAAAAGGAAGGAAAAUCUAAGAAGAGAGAUUUCAAGUUCUAAAGUAUCCUUUGUAUGCAAACCCUCAGAUCAUUGGCUUUGUUAAGAACUUGUAAUACUGAAACUUUUAACAAGCAGGUUAACAGAUGGUCGACAAGUUCUGCACUGUAGUACUGUUUAUUCUAUGUUCAGUUAUCUGCUUUUAAUCUGGGAGAUCAUGGCAGCUCCUGCUAUAUAGUAUAACAAGUGUAGAAUAUUUUUUUGCAGAUAUGAACUGAUAUUUUUGUUGUCGAUUAUACAGAGCUUUUUAAAUU
Dendrobium catenatum is the source of this 2157-nucleotide messenger RNA. RefSeq names its product splicing factor 3B subunit 2. Bases 152 to 1906 code for a protein of 584 amino acids. Gene Ontology annotation, biological process: mRNA splicing, via spliceosome. The record is from RefSeq and is a predicted model, not a curated record. Lineage: Eukaryota; Viridiplantae; Streptophyta; Magnoliopsida; Asparagales; Orchidaceae. Gene Ontology annotation, cellular component: catalytic step 2 spliceosome; nucleus; U2 snRNP. The transcript has 18 exons.